AUGAAGACGCUCAGAUUUAUCGCUGCCGAAGCUUUUAUAUCCAAGCCGGAGUAUGCCAAGUUAAGCAUCAAAAAUGUUGCCCAUAACCUUUAUCCCCUCUUGCUGAAGGCUUGUUUCUUGCAUGAGAAAGAGGAAAUUAUCACCAUGCUAGUGGAAAACUGGCCAUUACAAGCUUUCAACUUUGGCAAACUGAUGGGCAAAACUGUGGAUUGUCCUGAAGAUCUUAGUCAUUGGGCAUGCCACCGCAGUCUAACCGCGUGCCUCAAAGGCUUGAAGAACUACGUCCUAAAUUGUUCCCCAACAUAUUCUAAAAGACUCAAAGUUUUUGACCUUACAGCUGUACGUGAUGUUCAGUUUCAACCAUGCAAGUGUAAGAAUACUUUGGGGCGGUGGGCAAGAACUCAACUGAUUUCACAGAUCUGCUUUGAACUUCUCAUUGAGCUGCAAAGACUUGAUUUUAAUCCUUCUGUUUUUGAUGUUGAGGUUGAUGUCAUGUGUAACUUGUUUGUUACAGAGAAGACCUAUGAACUUGUAGUACAAGCAUUAUUGAUGAGAUGCCAUAGUCCGUUAAAGAUCCGUUGUUUUGGCUUUGAGAAAGCUCUUUUACAUAUUAAGACUUGCUGAACCCUCUUCUAUACACAGACUUGAAAUUGUUCACAAUGUGCGCUUAGAAGUGCAUCACCUGGAAGUGCUUCUCAAUAACAUCACUUUCACUCAGCUUAGUUCAUUGACUUUACCAGCAAGAGCAUUUAAUGUUACUAAUUACACAGCAGAGGAUGACGCUGUUUUAUGUACCAUUGGAGAAAAACUAAGCCACAUGGUUCAUCUGACUGAGCUGAGUCUUUCAUUUUCUACGCUGACAGGACGGUUGAGGAAACUGCUGAGUCCACUGAACACUCCACUCAAAGUGCUGGAACUAGGAAACUGCUCUCUGAAUUAUGUAGAUCUGGCUUACCUAGCAAACAGCCUACAUGCAGAACAUUUUUAGAACAGUUGGAUCUGAGUGGUCACAACAUUGCAGAACUUUUUCCAUCAACGUUCUUUAAGCUUCUAUCCAAGGCCUCGCAGACCUUGAAGGUUCUGAUUUUGGAGGAAUGUGAUAUUGGAGAUAUGAAUAUUCAUAUUUUAGAGAUGGGACUAGUGCAUUGCCUCAAACUGUAUGAAUUCAAAUUCCUUGGAAACCCCAGCACAGCUAUAGCACUUCGGCGUCUAUUCAGAGUUUUGGCAAAUCUGCCUGUGUUGAGGUACAUUGAAUUUCCUGUACCAAAAGACUGUUAUCCUCCUGAUGUCAGCUACCCCCUGGAUGAAGCAAGCCUCAUAAAAUAUGAUCAUCAGAUAUAUGACAGUAUCAAAGAAACCCUGUGCCGAAUAUUACGACAAGCUGCUCGAGAAGAUAUACUGGUGGCCACGCCACUGUUUGGCAGUUUUGAUUCUGCAAUUGAGGAGACCAGCAGAGAAUUGGGCGCAUGUCUACUUACAUCAUUUAAAGAUGCCCUGCAGAGUUUCACUGCGUCACUGCAAAAAUUAUAG
Messenger RNA from Staurois parvus, 1530 nucleotides. The record is from the annotation of a GenBank genome assembly. Lineage: Eukaryota; Metazoa; Chordata; Amphibia; Anura; Ranidae.